GCCAAAAUGUCUGCUCCCAUCGGGCGCUUGCCAACCGAAAUUUAUCAAAUGGUGCCAAUCUGGCGCAGACUACAAUUUUAUAAGGCUGUGUGGCCGGACGACGCGGGCUAAUGGCCGGACCGGCCGAGUGGCUGAGACUGAACGGCCAACUGGUGGCCGUUCCUAGUGUGGUCUGCGAGCGGCGGCCCGCGUUCGACGCCGCGCUCAGCCGCGCCGCCUGGGAGGCGCUGGCCGAGCCGCAGCGCGACCACCUGCGGACGCUGCUACCUACCUUUCCUGGAGACGAUGACGGCAAGGAGCAGGAGGAGACACUUCGCCGACUGUUUGCCGGGGAGAACUUUCGGUUCGGUAACCCGCUGGACCAGUUCUUCUCGCUGCUGCACGACGGUCGGCUGACGGACCAGAUCCACUCGCUGCGGAGACUUACCGCCGAGACGCGCCAACGCGACGCAAAGGUAUGGCAGCAGAACUACAUGGACAACCUGCUGAGAGAGCUGGUGACGAAGCGGAAACAGUUGUUGGACGCGGCCGUCAAAACGCCCCCGGAUGCACCCAUAACACUACCUCCUGCAAAGAAAAAGUGCCGGCGAGCCGUGCUGGAGCAGCGCGCCCGCAAGCGCUACUUCCGAGAGCUGGAGCUGGUGCGGGCAGAGGCCGGCUGUCCGGCCGACGAGCUGUCUCCCGACGAAAACUACCCAGAGGGGCCGCCACCGGUGUUAUCACGGAAGCAGCAGCGCCAUCUCACCAAACUGGAGGCCACGCUGGGCGGCGAGCACGUGCCGGUGGCGGCCACGAGCAGCCGGCUGAUGACCCGCGGACCCCACCUGGUCGAGCACGCCUCACCCGAGGAUAACCCGUACCAGGUGGCCGAGGCGCGGCUGGGACAGCUGCUGAAACAGCACCGGAAGCGUCGUGCCCGCGGACAGGUGCCUGCGGUCAGCGCGCGCGACCGGCAGCGUCUGGACCUGCAGUCGCUGCUGAAGCGCUCCUCCCCGGCCGGCCAUUCCACCGACUCUGACUCCGACACCGCCGCCGUCGCCGCUCCCUCGAGGGCCGUGACUGCCACCGUCGUCAAAAAGUCCUCCACACCUCCCCCGCCUCCUCCGCCGGCGCCGCCGCCGCCUCCAUCUACCGUCAUCGCUCCUGCCCCAACCCCCACCGCCACCGCCACCUCUGCCGCCGCCGCCUGCUGGCAGUCCGCCGCGCUCGGCCAGAAAACACACACCAGCUUCUUCUCCCUGCUCCGUGACGUUCUGUGCUCGGACCCGGCCGACCGUCUGGCCGAGACGAGCGUGUACAGCGCGGUGACGGCGUGGCAGCGCUCGCCGAUAGCGGCGCUCAAUGACUGGUACGGCCGAGAGAGCAGCUGGGUGGAGGCGCUAGGGUCGGCGCUGGCCUUCCUGUCGGGAGAAGUGAGAGAGUUGCAAUCUCAGAUAAACCUGGUGCCUUUUCUGGACCACGUGCGGGAGUCGGGCAUCUACCAGUGGAUCGGGGCGGGCCGCGACUCCGACAUUCACCUCGAGUCGCUCUGCGCCUACUGGCUCCAGAGAAAGGACACGAUCAGCGUGAAGCGGGAACCGUCAGGAGACGGCAGCGGUCCUCCGGCAACGCUACACCCCACCUCGUGGACCGUGGUACCGAGCACACCAGCCGAGAAGGACGAGUACAGACAACAGGAGCGGCUGCGGUACCAGGCGCCGCGGCGGGCCUUCACGUACCGCCUGCACGGCUACCGGUCCACUGUGGGCCCUGUGCGCAGCGGGCGAGACUCGAAGGCGGGCCGCGGCCACGCGCUGCUGACCGCCGCCCGGCCGCCCGGUGUCACCCUGCUCAGCCUGGUACGGGAUGCCGUGGCGCGCCUGCCCAACGGCGAGGGCUCGCGCGCGGAUGUCUGUGAGCUGGUGCGCGACUCUGGGUUCCUGGUGGCCGGCAGCGGCGAUCAGCCGGUCUCGGCCGCAGUCAGCUCGGCCAUGGACCGGCUUCAGGCAGAGGUGGACCCGUGCCUGCGCUACGACUCGCACCGCAAGGUGUGGAUGUAUCUGCACCGGCACCGCACAGAGGCCGAGUUUGAGACGCUGGAGCGGCAGCGCCAGGCCAGCUGUCCGCGCCGCAGGCAGGCCGUUAAACGCUCCGCGCCGACGCCGGCGGUGUCUGCGACUGGUGGUGUGUCGGCGGCGGCGACCGUGGUGGCCGUGGGAGCGGCACCAGCGGGAGCCUCACUGCUCAAACCGCGGGCUGGUGCGCUGACGGUGGCCCAGCCCAAGUUCAGCGCGCCGGCGCCGGUUCCGCCGGUCGCGCCGGGCUCGGCUCCUGCUGCAGCGGCAGUGAGUGCCGUACUUCCGUCAGAGCCGACCUCUCUGACACAGACGGAGCUGGCGGUGCAGAGUAUCCUCCCGGCCGCGCCUCCCAACGUCCCCCUGGCUCCCGCGCCCGCCUCCGUCGCUGUGCCGGCGCCGGCCGUGCUGGCCGCUGCUCCGACGGCGGCGAGCGUGGCUCAACUGCAGCUGGUGUCUCGGGCGGCGGCGCUGUCCCCGGCUGUGGCCGCCAGCCCGCCUCUAGCCGCCGUCGCCGGUCACCCACCCACCGUGCAGUCGGUGAAGGUGGUGAAAAACCAGCACACCAUCGUACACAUCCCCUCGAAAACCCCGGGCGCCGCGCCGCAGCUGGCGCUCCUCGCCAACGGCAAGCUGAUCCCGAUCGUUAACCAGCCAGCCACUGUGAAGGCGGUGGACGGUCGGCCGCGCGCCUCACUGGUGGUGGCCCCGCAGCGGCCGGUGGCGGCGGCGGCGGCGCGCGUGCGGCCGGCGGCCCCGGCUGUCACCGUGCAGGAGGCGCCGAGGAGGCCGCUGCUGAGCCGGCCGGCCCCGGUGGCGGUGGCGCCGGUGGCCAGCGCGGCAAUAGCGCCGCAACAGGUCGUUCAGGUAUCGGGCUCGACUGCGCUUCCUGCCGUUCCUGCCGCCUUGGCACCGGCACCAGUCACCUCUGUCACGCUCGGCGCCCCCGCCGCGGCCACCUCCGCCGCCGCUGUCACUGCGGGCUCCGCCGGCGGCGCCCUGAAACACAUCACCAUCCCGGUCUCCCAGCUGUCGCGGCUGCUACAGCAGCAGGCGGGCAGCGGGGCGGCCGGCGCGCUGACACUGGCCCAGAUCGGUGGCCGGCAGGUACUGAUUGCCGCCCGGCCGGCGGCCAAACCGCCUCAGCCGCAGCUGGUGCAGCGCGUGCAGGCGCCUACGCAGACGGUGCAGGCCGUGCAGGGUAUGCAGAGCGUGCACACCGUGCGGCCCGCACAGCAGGUGGUGCUACAGGCGGCUACUCACGUGGUACCAGCGUCGGGUGUCGCUCCCACCCGGCAGAUCUCAGUGGCCACAUCCCAACUUCAGCUGGCGGCGGGCGGCGCGGUCUCGGCCGUCCGUCCUGUAGCCGCCGGCCGGCCGGUAGUACUCAGCUCGGCCGCCCAGUCGCCCGUACAGCUGCUCUCCGGCGGACUGAGGACGCUGCACGGCUACAAACUGGUGCAGCUGCCGGCCAGCGCCGCCGCCACCGUGCAGGCCAGAGGUGUAUCCGUUGCAACUGCGGUCCAUCAGAAGCCGGUGCCACGGCCGGCUGACCUGCUCGCCCCGCUCGUGGCAGCGACUCUGUCGUCCCCUGCGGCCGCGGCAGUCUCCUCAGCGACCGCAGCGUCACCUGCCGUCACUCAGUCGUAACACAAGUACCCGCCGCCGCCGACAGGUGGCGGUCGCAGCCAGUGCGCCCGUAGGUUAGCGUUGUUAUUGUUUUACCUCAUUGCCCAUCUCAUACGGUCAUCGAUACCUGUGUUCACUGCCCUCAUUUUCAUCCUGGACGAAGUGUCGUGUGUUUUGUAUCUCGUUUAUGCUGUGAUUGGGGGCCUGUUGGCGGGAGACGCCAGUAAAUAUCUCGAUCCUUACGUGCCUCACUGGGCGUCGGGGAGUGCAUGCGUCCGACAUUGGACAGUGCAUAAAUACCUAUAACAAUAUAUACCUUAUCGAAUGAGCUUGAAC
Amphibalanus amphitrite is the source of this 4019-nucleotide messenger RNA. Its product is annotated as nuclear factor related to kappa-B-binding protein-like. The record is from RefSeq and is a predicted model, not a curated record. NCBI's taxonomy places the organism in Eukaryota, Metazoa, Arthropoda, Thecostraca, Balanomorpha, Balanidae. The transcript is spliced from 14 exons. Gene Ontology annotation, molecular function: protease binding. Gene Ontology annotation, cellular component: Ino80 complex. Bases 111 to 3704 code for a protein of 1197 amino acids.